Messenger RNA from Diachasma alloeum, 2544 nucleotides. Its product is annotated as protein-associating with the carboxyl-terminal domain of ezrin. Gene Ontology annotation, biological process: protein phosphorylation. The coding region runs from base 109 to 1971 and encodes 620 amino acids. The transcript has 4 exons. NCBI's taxonomy places the organism in Eukaryota, Metazoa, Arthropoda, Insecta, Hymenoptera, Braconidae. Gene Ontology annotation, molecular function: protein kinase activity; ATP binding. The record is from RefSeq and is a predicted model, not a curated record.
GUUAGGGAGCUAUUUCCAUUCGUCAGUGAGGACAGGACAGGCCUGUCCCCACGUCAGUGGUUUAUAUUUGUCCUGUCAAUUCCACUCUAAAAACUGACAGUGGAAUUAAUGGGCAAUGAAAAAAGUGCCCUGAGUGGGCUUGAGAUCGAUGAGAAAGCCAUCGAAGUUACGGAUUUUUGGCUGCAUCACAGUGCAAGCACCAGUGGCGCGAAUUCACAAUGUCUUUCGGUGUUUAUCAGUGAGCCAUCACUUCAUUCAACUGCCAACUUCGGCAAGCCCUCGCCCUUGGAGAGGACGGCAAAGAAUUUGAUGCUCCACCGUCACCCCUGCAUCCUCAAAUACAUCUCCUCCUGGAAGAAAGGUAGUUCGUACUACCUAGCCACCGAGGAAGCCAAACCCCUGGCUCAGGUAAUCGGUACCCAGACUACCCUUCAGAUAUGCAUAGGACUCCACAGUAUUCUCCGAGCCCUCAUGUUCCUCCACGAGAACGCCCUCGCCUCCCACAACAACCUCUCCUCCAGCUCGAUCUACGUGACCCCCGAGGGGUCAUGGAAGCUGGGGAGCCUCGAGUUCCUCUGCAAAUUCUCAGACUUCAAUCAAGCUUAUUUGAAGAAGAUCAAGAACUUCAGGUAUGAGAAAGCCAUCACCCCUGAGGAGGACGCCUCCUCGAUGGUCUCUCAGGUCAAUCCAGUGUCCAUUGAUCAAUUUGCAUUUGGAGUACUUACUGAGGACGUUUUGAGACUGAAGAAUUCAGACGAUGUGCCAGCUCUUCUAGACUUCAAAGAACUUUGUAGACAAGAAUUACAGAAUCCUGACCCAGCGUUGAGGCCAAGUUUGAAUUCAAUACUUCGUCAUCCAUUUUUUACCCACGAUUUUAUUAAUAUUCAUGCAUUUCUCAUGGAGUUGCCAUUAAAAACUGAACCAGAGAAGGAACAGUUUUUUUCGAAUUUAGUUUCCCAACUGAAAUCAUUCCCCGAGAAGAUAGUAGCAGAGCAGCUGGGUCGUCUGCUGCUGUCGCGUCUGGUGCUGCUGGACCCAACAGCCCAAUCGAGGCUCCUGCCGUACGUCCUAAAGCCAACAACCGAGGAGGAACCCCAAGAGGAGACAGGUCUCUUCUCUGUCUCCACCUUCAAAAGCUACCUAGUCCCCAAACUCCUGCAGAUGUUUUGCGUGCGAGACACCUCAGUGCGACUCCUCCUCCUGUCCCACCUCAACUCCUACAUCUACGCAUUCCAAAUGGAAGAACUAAAGCGUCAGAUACUGCCUGAGCUGCUGGUGGGAAUAAAAGACCACGACGAUCAGCUGGUGAGUGUGACCCUGCGUGCCCUGGCGGACCUGGUGCCAAUUCUGGGGGCUGCGACAGUCAUCGGGGGUAAAAGAGGAAAAUUAUUCACCGAUGGAAGGCCCAAUCACAACCAGAGUCGAGUGGAGGUGCGAGGCAGCAAGAGAAUCGACGAGAAGAUGAGGAAAAGUGCUCCUGUGGAGGUGCCCCUCAUGGACCUCCCUGAGAGACCUUCCCCCGACGGUGGAGAGGUGGGGGAAGAGACGCCUGUCGUCUUCGUCGAGGAGGAGGGCACGUGGUCUGACUGGGACGCUCAGGACACUUCGAAUGUCGAGGCCGACGCCAGGAAUGACGUGGAGAUCAUUGAAGAGACAGUUGUGCCAGCAAAAUCGGCCCCCAAGAUCGACAGACAGUUGUAUUCCAAGAAAAUUCAGAUAUCGGAUAUUACAGAGCUUGACAUCAAGCACUCGAAGAGUCAGGGGGUCAAGGAGGAGGUGGACUUCUUCACGGAUAUGGAACCGGUCAUCGAGAAACCGAGGAUUGUUCAUAUCGAGGAGGAGAGGGUGAAAAACGUGAGGAGUGUGUUUGACUUUAAGGGGGGGUCCAUGCAGGACGACGAUGACGAUGGCUGGGGGGAGGAUUUGAAUGACUGGGGAGGGGAGAAUGGACUGGACGAUGUGAAUGAUUGAGGGCUGGGGGGAAGAGGAAUCUUGAGCGAAGUGGGAAUACGGGGGGUGUGGGCUCUGGUGGGGUUGAUUGGCUUGGGUGUAGCUUGGAGAGGAGUGGAUUUGGGGGAAAAUGUCGUAAGAUCUUUUUUGUAGAGCUGGGAAUUCUGGGUGAAUUGUGUUCUUCGAGAUUUUUUUGUGAGACAGCGCUUGUUAAGAUUAUUUGAUGUUAAAUUGAGAUGAUGAAAAGGUUGAGGGAAGUGGGUAAAUGUUGAGGGGUUGUUAAGGAUGAAAUUAUCUUGGUAGUAAGUGGGUUUGGGAGAAAAUGCAUCAGAUACUUUUGGUAGAGAAUUUCAUCAGCUGCAAAAAUGAUCUAGAGACACUUUUUCGGAGAGGCAAUGGUUCACCAGAUAUUUGCGCUUUUAUGUCGCGUAUUGUCACUUCGCUUCAGAUGUUGUCGGGAAAUUUUUGUUAAUCUUGUUAAUAGAAGGGUUCAAUGCUGGAUUUUUGUUGAAUGUCCCGAGAAAUUGUUGAUAGCAAAGUGAUUUGUAAUUUGUAACAUAAAAGAAUUUCGAAUAAACGUGUCUUAAAUAACAA